AUGCGAGAUAAUGCAAGACGCAAAAGCUUGACAGGUGAUGCAUUAAAUCAAUUACGUAUGCGAAAAAAAUUUGCAUCGAAGAAGUAUCGUGAUGGAUUAAAAUUAAAACGAUUAAAUGAUAAUCGAUCAUCAACUUACAAAAAUCGUCAAUCAUUCGGUAAAGCUAUUAAACGUGUUCAGAAAUCAUUACCAAAAGAACCAAAUAAACGUAUUAGUGUAGUUCGUCAUAUAGCACAAACACUUGAUAUUAUUUCAACAACAACUGAUCUUCACGAACGUGAACAACGACAGUUACCAAUCGAAUUAAAACAAGCUGUGAUUGACUUUUACAACCGUGAUGAUAUUAGUCAUCAAAUGCCUGGCAAACGUGAUUAUGUUACAAUAAAGGAUGAUAAUGGUUCAACACAAUUGCAAAAAAGAAUUUUAUUGAAUAGCAUUCGAGAAACAUAUGAAUUAUUUUUAAUGGAUCGUAAUAUUACUAAUGAUGCAUUAUCAGUUAAUUCAUUUCGUAUUUUACGUCCACCUAAUGUAUUAACUUAUUCUCAUAUGCCACACAGAAAUUGUUUAUGUUCUUACCACGAAAAUAUUAAUUUAUUAAUAAAACCAUUGUCAAAGUGUAUUAAUAAUUCAAAUUUAUGUACAAUUCAAGCAUUUUCAAAAGCACUUGUGUGCACCGAAGAAGAUGAAAAUUGUAUGUUUCGACGAUGUUCAUUGUGUACUAAUUAUUUUGAUAAUAAAUUUCGAAAGUAUGUACUUAAUCCAGCACAAAAAAUUCAAUGGUAUCAAUGGGUUUUAAAAAAUGGAUAUUCAGAAAAACAAGAAUUUAAUGGUACAGUCCAUCAAUGUUUAAAUACACUUGAAGCACAACUCGAUUCAUUUUUGGUACAUGUUUUUAUCAAGAGACGACAAGCUGCAUAUUUUGAAAUGAUCAAAUCAAAUUUGGAUAAUGAAACAAUUUGUCUCCAGGUUGAUUAUAGUGAAAACUUUAAGUUAGAAGUUCAAGAUGCUGUACAAGGAUCUUUUUAUACAAAAACUGCUGUCUCAUUAUUUACUUGUUAUGCUUGGAGCUUGGAUAUUAGUUAUUCAAUUGUUUAUGUUUCAAAUAAUUUAUCUCAUGAUAAGUAUUGUAUAAGUACAAUACUCGAUGAUUUAUUUAAUAAGUUGAAAAUGAAAUUCCAUCACUUGAAACAAAUACAUAUUUUUUCCGAUGGUGCUGCUCAGCAAUUCAAGCAGAAGUUCUUGUUUAGAAAUUUAUGUCGUUUAUUUGAAGAAUUUAACGUGAACAAUAUUGAGCUGUAUUUAAUGAUACGACUUAUUCAACGUUUACUUAAAUAUACAUCAAUAAAACGUAUUGAUUAUCAAUUAUUAAUUGAUUCAUUGGGUAAAUUAUGUGAAAUAGCAAAAAAAAAUUAA
Molecule: messenger RNA, 1413 nt
Organism: Rotaria sordida
Lineage: Eukaryota; Metazoa; Rotifera; Eurotatoria; Philodinida; Philodinidae
Source: the annotation of a GenBank genome assembly